AUGGAGAGAGAUGAUGAUGAUGGGGGCAGCGAUAAUAUUCAAACACCUAAUACAAGUCGAUCGAAUAGCAUUAAUGAGGAUGAAACAAGAUUUUCGCCUCCAAUUGCACCGAUAAAUGAAUUAGAAACUCAAUCUCCAGAAAUCGCUGAUGAACAAAUUAAACAUAUGCCAGAAACGCAGCUGUCAAUUAUAUCAAGUUCUUCAUCAAAUUCUGAUACAGAUUUUGUUGCUAUAAAUAAAAGUGAUUUUGAUUCAGAAGUCAAAAAUGUUCAUCUGAUCAAUAUGACGUCUGAUGUCGAGGAUCUCACCACGUUUUAUGCCGAAUUUCCCUCGAUAUUUGGAAACAAUACAUCAUGUCCUAUAGAACCGUCAUACAAUACUGUUGCAGCUGAUGUUAAUAAAAAACAAUCUUAUCAACCAAUGUUUGGUUCAUUUUUAUUUGCCGAUUCAGACCCGCUUAGUCGAGCAGCCUUUGCCGCUUCUUCAUCGUCUUCGCCUAUUGAAGUGCCAACAACUCAAGAACAAGUUAUGGAUGAUCACGCUUUAACGAGUGAAAACAACGCCUCAAGUAGUAUUCAAGAUGCACCAUCAUUAGUCACGCCUGUGGAGCUUGCUGAGGACAUCGAUGACGAUAAUGACGAAGAUGAUUUUGAUGGUAUACCUAUUCGCCAUGCACCUGUAAUGAUGAAUAAAAAAUUAAAUGACGAUAAUGAGCCAAAUUGCAAUCGACGAGAUCAUGAUCAAUCAUUGGAUGAAUUUAUUAAUCAUGUUGAAAAUGCGCACAAUGAUUAUGAACUUGAAGAUGAUUCAUUUCUAAAUGGUUUUUCUGAUGAACAACAUGAUACAACUGCAAUAGUGCCAACUUUAUUUAAAGAUAUUCCUGAUAUCGAUGAUCCCAAUGAACACGAUGAAGAUAAUGACGAUGGAAUUCCUUUCGAUCAGAUGGAUAUGUACAAUCAAUCAGAAUCUCUACGAUCGUCGUCGCCUGAUUCUCUAUUGUCUUCAUCACAUUUACAAGAUGAACAAGAUGAUGAUAUAAAUAUUGAUGAUGAUAAUGAAGUCACUAACUGGAAUGAUGAUACUCUUCUUCGUACGAACUCGUCUAAUAUUAAUGCACAAACUAAUCAAACAGACCAUCCGUUAAUAUUACGAAUGCAUCCAAUGGAUCAAGUCGAUUUUAUUGACUCAUCUCGUAGUAAUUCAAGAUGUUCACACGUAUCUUCACAUUUAAGCUUUGGUUAUAAUGAUCAAGCUCGAAUAUUUCGUAGUGAUGAUGAUGAACUUGUCACAUCCUCUGAUAGUGAUGAUGAUGAUGAUGAUAAUAAUGAUGAUACAAUUAAUAUUGAUAGUAAUUUAUUCAAUCAAAAUGAUAAAAUGAAUUUAGAUAGCAAUACAUUCAAUCAAGAUGAUAAUGAAGAUUUACGUCUAGAAGUGAAUCUUGAUGAUCACCGAUCAGUUUCUUCAUUUAGUAAAAGUGAUAGUGUACGUUCAGCAUCACCCAUUGCUCAUGAAACACCUAUUAUUGAUAUUGAUGAUGAUGAUGAUGAUAUUGAUCAAUCGAAAACUCUACAGAUAGUUCCUAUUACUUCUAUGGACGAUGAUCAUCAUGCAUCAAGUACUUUACAAGUAGCUCCUAUGGCUGCUCUUGAUGAUGAAGAUGAAAAUGAUGAUUUCCAAACGUUUCAAUCUGAACAACCAGUAUUACCCAUGAUAUCGUCAAAUAUAAACGGUCUAUUCGAAUUAAUGCAUGAACAACGAAAAACUGAUAUUGUUCAUGAUAUUAUUCAUAUGAGACAUUUAUUUGACGAAAAUAAUCAUGAUGAUGAAUUUAUUGCUAUUAUGCAUAAUCCGAAAAUAUUCGAAGAAGUUUUAUAUGAACAUGACGACGAUAAUAAUAAUAAUAAUAAUAAUAAUAACAACGAACAAGCGAAUUCAGAUUCAACCAAGCAAACAACUACUGUUACUGCUACCUUCCGGUCAUCAUCACAACUAUCGGCUGGUAAUCAAAUUAAAAACGAACCGCUCGGCGAGCAUCACCAAAAUAUACAACAACCAUCUUCAUUACUAGAGUUAGACAACAAAAAAAUGCCGAGCUCUUCAUUACAUGCUUUAUAUAGAACAGCAACAACAACAACACCAACAGCAAAUAAUCCUUCUCCUGCGGCAGCUAAUUACCUUAGCAAAGACGACAGCAACGACGAUGUCGUCGUCAGCGGCGGCGACGGCGGCGGCGGCGGCGGCAAAGGAAAGAAUAAUGCGACUGCGAAUGUCGUCAAUACUGCUACUGACAAUAUUAACAUAAUACAAAGGAAAGAACAGUUGCAAUCGCAGUCAACAAAUAGUUUCGAAGUUGUUGCGAAACAAUUUACAAACGUUGACAAAUACGAACAAAUCAUGAGUACCGACAAUGAAUCAGAUGACGAUUCAGAAUUAGCAAAAACACUUUCUCAGUUACAUAAUAUAAUUAAUACUACUUCACCUAGAGAAGAAAUUAAUCGAAUCGAACAGCAAAUGUCAUUGGACUCUUCAAGUACAAAUCAAAAUGGAAUUUCUUCUGAGCUUCUAUUUGAAAACAUAAUCACGAAUGGAAAUGAAUCAGAAUUAUUAAACAAGAAAAACCGGCAAGAUACUCCUAUAAUACUAUCGUCUCCAUAUGUCAAUGAUACUGUAAAAAAUUCCGACGAAUCAAAAGAAGAAAGAGGCGAGAAAAAAAAAAUUAUUUUUCAUAAAAAUCAUAAUGAUGAUGAUGAUGAUGGUAAUGAUCACGAUAUGCAAGGGGAAAAAUAUGAGAAUGAAGGAGAAGGAGGAGAAGAAAAAACAACUACGUUUUUUUCUUUAACAUCGACAACGUCUCAUACUUUAUUCAAUAAUGAUUCACACUCCGUUGUCGCUUCUGUCGACCCUGAUACAUCCUCGUCGUCGUCUAACAUUCUUUUAUUAUCAUCAAACAAACUAAACGACAGCGCACCGGUUUUAACGAAUCAAUUAAUUACCGACAUUUUGCAAAUAUCAAAUAAGAAAUCAAAUAUGGACGAUUUAUCGAAUGAUGAUCUUACUCAACUAUCAACAACAAAUUUAUUUGAUCCUUUUGCUCCGACGACAACAACAACGACAGAUAUGUUUGAGAAUAUUUUCACUGAUGUAAAAACUGUUGAUGAAAAAGAAUUCAAAAUGCAGCCAAACUCAAAUGUUCCGUCAAAACAACCACUAGACAAUUAUAAUUUCGAUGAUUUAUGGAAUCAAUCCGUAUCGCAGAUUGUAUCGUCGAGUAGUCAAGAAAUUAAAUCAGAUACUAAUUAUGACGCGAAUGCAUUUUCAUGGGAUGCAUUUUUAAAUAAUGAUACUAAUAAUUUAAAAAAACUUAAUCCAUUUGAUGAUGAAAAUGUUAAUGACAUUAGUAAUACUAUUUUACCACCUGCAAACAUAACGUGGGAAUCUUUAUUUGGCGAAAUGGAACCAGAAGAUAAUACAGAUCUUAAGAAUUUCUUAGACUGGAUUAUCAGUCAUCUCGAAGAAAGUGAGCAAAGUCACGUUGAACCUACAAUAACAUAUACUUCAACACAAAAUCUUGAAAGUAUUGUAAAAGAUAUUCAAAUGUGUGCAAUGCCCUUUGAUCCAAUCCCAUCGCCACCAUUACAUGUUGAUCAUUCAGUUGCAAAUCCAUUGAUUAAUGCAAUACAUCAUGAGUUAUUUCCAAUUAAUGAGUUAGAACAGAUGAACACAACCAAUGAACAACCAUCAAUGAUUAUAUACGAAGAAGAUGAAGAUGAAAUUGAAGAAGAAGAAGAAGAAGAAGAAGAGGAAGAAGAUAAUGAAUUAUCACCAAAUAAUAUUAUCCUACAAAAUGUUGUUGAAAAAUUAGUUUCACAUAUUUUAACUUUAGCACUUGAACAAGUUAAUCAUGCUUAUAAUCAAAUAGAUCAUUUUGUUGAUCAAAUAUUAUCCCAAGCAAUAUUUGAAGUCUACAAUGAAGAUAAAGAUUCGUCGGAAUCAGAAAUCAAUGAUAUGAUACCAACAGAAAAUCUUACUUCAAUUAUCAAUGACCAUGAUUCAACAACAACAACAGCAACAACAGUUAAAGAGAAAUUUGAUCCCUCUGAUGAAAAAAUCGAUAGUACUUGGAUUCAUCAUUUUCAAACACCGAAAACCUCUGAUGACUCAUGGUUACCAAAAGCAGCAGAACACCAUAAUAACGUUGAUCCUAUGUCAUUUUUCUCUAACACUUUUGAUGAAUCGGAUUUAUUUUCUUCGGCAAGUAAUCCAACGAAACUAGACGAUGAUGAAGCAGGAACGCUCAGUGAAUAUCUACCUCCACCCAUAUUAACUGACACAUCGAAAACUGCGAUGGCUGUUAAUAACAUGAUGAAAUAUACGUUAACAGCACCUGUCAUAGAUGACAGUGGCGAUGACAGUUCGUUUCAAGAAGAUUUCUUUAAUUUACAUAAGAAUGAAUCAUCAACAGUCGAACAUACAAAAAUUAAUGAAGAACCAAUAAAAGCAGAAGACUCGGCACCAACCGAAACAAAUGCCUUCGAAGUCGAUGACGAGAAUAAUAUCUUUUCACAUAAUGCACGUUCAGUGCAAUUCGAAGCAUUUGCUAGUGAUCAACCUCUGGAUACGUCAGAAAUUGAAUCAAAAUUUUCUAAUAUAAUUACCGAAAUUAAUAAUGAAGUUGAUGAGUCUUCACACCAAUUAACAAAUGACAAUUCACCAUGGAUAACCGUUGACAAUACAUCUGAAACUAUGCAAACCGAUGGUCCAAAUAAAGAUGAACCAUGGGAACUUGAAGAUAGUACUGAAGAAAAACUUCCACCAACAUUUACGAAAGCCAGUCAAUUAUCAGCAGCAUUCAAUGACAACGAAUUUUCAACGACAGAUAAAUCUGAUUUGCAACAGAACUUUUUCUCGGAUUCAUUUAAUGCACUGACAGGCGUUGAAAAUUGUGAUAAUUAUUUUACUAAACAAAAAUUAAAUGGAAACACGGAAGAAACAUUAGGAGAAAAUACGCACAUAGAUAUUAAUAAAGAAAAUCUGCCAAUAGAAACAGCAUUAAAAGGUAAUGUUAGUGCAUCAGAAUCAUCUGCAACUAGUGAUUCCGAUGUAAUUGAAGUCAAUGAUAUUACAACAGAUUUUGAAACAAUUAAUGAUCGUAAUACUGAUCCAAUGCAAACAAGUUAUGUCAAUAUCAAUGAAACAGAUAUCAAAGUUGAACGUCCUUCUGAUUCAGUUGCAGUAGCACCACGUAUGAUGACGAUUCAAUCCGAAAGUGAAGAUUUACCUCCCCCGUUACCUCCAUUACCACCAUUGAAUGAUAAAUCAAGUAUGUAG
This is a messenger RNA of Rotaria socialis, 5328 nucleotides long. The record is from the annotation of a GenBank genome assembly. Lineage: Eukaryota; Metazoa; Rotifera; Eurotatoria; Philodinida; Philodinidae.